Pleurotus ostreatus (oyster mushroom) is the source of this 729-nucleotide messenger RNA. RefSeq lists its product as uncharacterized. Lineage: Eukaryota; Fungi; Basidiomycota; Agaricomycetes; Agaricales; Pleurotaceae. The coding region runs from base 1 to 729 and encodes 242 amino acids. The transcript has a single exon. The record is from RefSeq and is a predicted model, not a curated record.
AUGCGUCUCAGGAAAUCGCUUGCCGUGCUUGUGGCCACCUUGGCAACUACGUUCACCUUCGCUCAGUGCGACGACGAACAUGAAGAUCCUCCAGUAAACUGGGGUGUUCUUCUCUUCCCCACAUUCGAAGCACUAGACGUCUUCGGGCCCCUCGAAGCCCUUAACCUACUCUCCUUGACAGUCCCCCUCAACCUCUCUCUCAUAUCGAGAACACUUGACCCCGUUUCCACCAAACCGCGUGCGAUGACCACCCCCUCCAACUUCUCCGAGUCCAUCCUCCCUACACACACGUUCUCCAACCCGCCGCCAGACCUCGAAGUCCUGCUCGUCCCGGGUGGAUUGGGGACCCGCGCUCCGGACUUGCAAGCCGAAGUUGGCUUCAUUCGGGAUACCUACCCCCAACUGAAGUACCUCAUUACCGUGUGUACCGGCGCGUGGUUGGCUGCGAACGCGGGGGUGUUGGAUGGUCGCAAUGCCACGACGAAUAAGAAAGCGUGGGCAGGGAGACCGGUUAACAACACGGUCAAUUGGAUCACCCAUGCACGCUGGGUAGUCGACGACAACAUUUGGACUAGUUCUGGAAUAAGUGCAGGGAUAGACGCGACGUUGGCGUUUGUAGAAGAGAUCUAUGGAGAAGAACUUGCGACAGACGUUGCUAACAGCAUGGAGUACGAGAGACACACGAAUGCAACCUGGGACCCCUUCGCAGAGUUGUACGGACUCGCAUGA